AUGCGCGCGGUGCCAUGUGGGCGUGUCUCCUGUUUACUCCCGGUCCAGGGCGCGACCACCUGCACAUUCGUCAGGACCGCCAAGUCUGGCACUCGAAGGGGUCUGCAUGGCCUCCCAGGGUACCGGGCGCGCAGCUCACCCCCCCUGGCCGCCAGUACCUUUGAGCGUCUCGAAGCCGACUUCAGGUCCACCUGGCACGAGGACCUCCUCUCACCCGAGCUGCGCAAUGCGGAGGGCGGCCAGCACACCACAGCGCCGUGUCCCAACGUUCACAAUGAUCAUCUCGACGACCUGGGCCUCGAGAUCGGCGCCACAUACAGGCAGCCACCCAAGAUCUGGCAGGGCGAGGUCGUGGCUCACCUGCUGUCCGGCUUCUUUGACGAAGCCUACCUGAGCACCGUUCCCACCCACACGCUGAACUGGGUGAUCAAGGUGACGGUCUUCAUUGCGGGGGAGGGGGGACUUUUUUGCUUUGAUGAAUACCGGCCUGAGUGCGAGGAGCAGAUUGCGGCGGUGCUGGGCGAGCGGCAGCAGGCGCGCCUCGCCCUCCGGCUGCUGGAGUGGAUGCGGGGCCGGGGCGCGGCCAACCCCCACACCUUUGCCAAGUACUGCGAGGCGGCCGGCGCCGCCGGCGACCCGGGCGCGGCGCUGGCGCACUGGCGCCGCCUGCUCCGCGAGUCCCCCGCCCUCCUGGCCUCACCUUUUGUGGUCACUGCCCUCCUCCGCGCCUUCACGUGCGCGCAGGACGCGGCGGGCGCGGCCGCCGUGCUGGCCGAGGUCCAGCGCUCUGGGGUGGGUGAGGCCAGCCGCUUCGCCGUCGGCCAGGUCAUGGCGGCCUGCAUGCGCGCGGGGCUGCCCGGCGCCGCGCUCGCCGCCUUCCGCGGCCACAGGCGCCAGGCGCUGCGGGCGGGUGUCGGGGAGGGGGAGGGAGAGGGGGCGAGGGGUCCGCACGCCACGCCAGCCGCCGACGCGGGCGCCGCACCGGCCGCGGACACCCACGCCGGAAUGUACAUGAUGGCGGUGCGGGCGUGCGCGCUGACGGGGCGUGCAGACCUGCUGCCGGGCCUGCGCGCCGGCAUGGCGCAGGACGGCAUCCCGCUGGACGGCGAGCUGGGCAUGCGCUUCCUGCGCGCGCACGGCGGGGCGGGGCAGCCGGAGGAGGGCCUGGCCGUGCUGCGGGAGAUGCGGGAGGGUCCCACGCCGCCCAACCGCUGGCACCGCCGGGCGCUGCUCCUGGAGUACUGCGAGGCGGGCUCCCCCGCCCGCGUGGAGGCCCUGGCGGCCGCACUGGAGGCGGGGCACGGCCUGCGGAUCGACGCGCGGCUGCUGACCUCGGUGCUCAACGCCUUCUCGCGCGUGGACGGCGGCGUGCCCGCCGUGCGCGCCGUGCUGCGCAUGGCGCGCCGCCGCGGCGUGCCACUGCGUGGCCCCCUGGCUGCGGCCGCGCUGUCUUGCCUGCAGUACGGCUGGCCGGCGGGGCCAAGGGGGGUGGUCGAUGUCGGCGGGGCGGCGUGCCAGUCGAGCCAGACCGAGACCGGGCCCCCGGCGGCGCUGGGCGAGGACAGCCCCGCGCACAGCCACGCCCCCUACACCAACCGGGGGAGCCAUGCCCUGGGGCCCCAGGCGCGGCAGGCGGCGGUGGCGCACAUCCGGGCGCCCUGGGAGUGA
Auxenochlorella protothecoides is the source of this 1668-nucleotide messenger RNA. RefSeq lists its product as hypothetical. The transcript is spliced from 4 exons. Gene Ontology annotation, molecular function: protein binding. The coding region runs from base 1 to 1668 and encodes 555 amino acids. The record is from RefSeq and is a predicted model, not a curated record. NCBI's taxonomy places the organism in Eukaryota, Viridiplantae, Chlorophyta, Trebouxiophyceae, Chlorellales, Chlorellaceae.